CCGCAGGCUGACGCAGGCGGUGCCUGUGUGCUUCCAUGUUUUGCUAAAACACAAUUACAGACAAAUAUGUGGGAAAAUAAAGUGAGCUUAGCCUGGCUGAAAGUCAGUGACAGAACAGGGAGCGCGUGUCCUUCAGCCCCCGCCCCAUGGAGAGAAGGACUGGUGGCAAAAGGUUAAUUUCCCACCUGCUUUCCCGUAGCCACUGAAUCACUUAUUGGUCAUCUUCCUAUUUCAAAAAGUUUCAGUCUGAACAUCAGAACCUGCUGACAGAUCAUCUUUACGCUUAUCACACCUUCCGAGAACUGGCAGAGUGGGAGCUGAAAAUGUGCAACUCCACAGAAAACACGUUGGAGAAAAAGCCAGCUAGGGUCUGCCACAGCCCAGAGCCAUUGUUUCUUAAAGCUCAGAAGCAAGGCAACGGCCCCUCCCGCCUCUGGGCCCCACAGAGCGACCUGCAGCUGACGCGGAGUCGGGGUGGACGGGCACGGUAGCGUGCACGCAUCCUGAACCUGACCUGCACACAAGAGCGAGGGCAGCAGUUUGGCAGCUUGGGGCCCUGCAGCUCUUCUGCUGGGUGCAGUCAUGGGACGCAUCCACGGCGAGCUUACAGUCAUCCUGGGCUUGGAGAACAUUCAGUGAAAAGCUGGUAUGAGCUGGGGGCUGUUUUGAGGAUUAGAAUGUUUGCUGGACCAGAAAAGCAAGCCAUGAGUUUACACAUUCACUCCUCCCUGCAGCUUUACAGCUAGAGCCCCGGACACGGGCUGCUACCUCUGGUGCUCCGCAAUGUGCUUGGUACAGAAAGUCACGUUCACAGCUCACAUAUUGCCCUGUGGGGUGACUGGCACAGCACCCCCCCUGCCCUGCUGUCAAGCUGGAGACAUGAAGCAGUCACCCCCAGGGAGGGCAAAGGGCAUAAAGACAAAAACGUUUCAGGACCAUGCAGACAGUACAGAGUGGCACACUUCUGUAGCCUCAGUUUUCAUAUGGAAACUGAUUUCUCUACAGAAAUACAUUUACUGUGACCCGGAACCUUCCAGAUCAGUAGCACCUCAGAGGGCUCACACCAGGGAGGUGAACGGUGCCCUCCUUCUGUAGAAGUGCAUGGAGAGAAGCAGCAGUGGUACUCUUAUUUUAUCUACCAGACACUAGAAGCACUAGUAUGCACGGGCCAGAGCAAAGUGAGACAAUGCAGCAUUGGAAAAACUGCAAUAAUGAAACAUCAGUGAGUGUUUUCAAACCAAGACUCUAUGUCAAGUCUUCUUUAAAGACAAGCCCCAGCCCCAGGGAAAGCCUCGGACUUGAUGCAGGAAUCCUGGGAAGACGUGCACAGCGUGCACUUCAUGGGAGACUGAAGGAGACAGACACUUGUGCUUACAAUGGAGAAGUUCCACUGGUGGACUCCUCCGUCCGCAUCCAUCCCAGUUCUCAGCGCUGGGGCUGUGAAGUCACAAAGCAGAUCUUCUCAUGUUCCUUCCCCGCUGUGUUCCCCUGCCUUGCUCAGCGCAAGGAAGGCAGUAAGACGAUCUCCUGCCGCCCCUUCUGGUCUUGUCCUUUCCCGGUACAGCAGUUUUCACACGCGCAUUGCUACAAUUAUGAAGACAUUGCUCUGACACACUUCCAGCUUUGAGUCUUCUGGAAUCUCCAGGCUGCCCCCAGUGCAGGAGAGCUGGGCUGCCUUCCCUCUCCUGUGAACUGCUGCUGACAUCUAGCUGAGUGCCCGGACUCACGGCAAAGGCUUCCCACCCUCCUCGGGCAGAAGCAGCACAGGCACUUUCACAAAGGAGCUGUCCUACAUUCCUGACAGGUGAAAGAGACCUAAUGACACGACCAGAAGGACUCCAAUCAUCUCGGGUUACAAAUAUGCCCCUGGAAAGCCCCAGGGACGCAGUCUGCUCCUGAGACACCGGGCCUACGAGUUGGGAUGCGUCUGGAAAGCAGCUUAUGAGAAGGUAGCUUGGGAUAAACAGUCCCCAGCAGAAAACACCCUGGAAACAACCAUGUAUUAGGGAGCUGCAAAUUACGGAGCUGCAGACCUCGGGCUGGAAAUUACAUUUCCAUGAGAUUUCCAUACUCGUUUGUGCUGGUCGGAUCAGACCCAGGAACCUUAUGAGCGCACAUAACGAAAAUAGGAGGGGAGGAAGCUUAGUUUAUGGCUUUUUCAGAUCUUCGGAACAGUAAUUGUCCCUUAGCCUGACUAGCACAUCCAUUUCCUGAAGACAAAAAGGAAAACACGGGAGAGUGGGCAAGUGUGUGCCAGGGAGAGGUGCCCAGUGCGGGGCCAGCAGCCGUGCUGCCGCUCGCUGCAGCCAUUACCGCAAUGGCACGCAGGCAUCCUCCCAUCCCACAAAGGGAUGUCCCGUGUUUCUGCCUGCGUUAUCCUGAUGUGCUAAAAUGAUAACUGUGAAGGAGAGGAAGGAAUGCGUGCUCACUCAGGAAAGAUGCUUGCUGCAGACAGCUAUUGGGAAACUUCUGAAGAAUCAUAUGCGGGACAGGCAAAGCUUCCAGCAACGCAGCAUUACAUCAGUUUCGGUUCAUUCUUACCACCACACCCUGACUCCAAUUAUGCUCCCCGGUCCCAGUAACGAAAUCCAGAUAUUCUGUUUCUAAGCACAAUUGCUAUUUGCUGAGGUUUCACCUGUUCUUAGCUUGCUCUGGGUUCAGCCCUGAGCGCAGCGCAGCGUGGCACAAUGGCCGGCGUCCCGGCACCGCGCGGAGCUGGGAGCAGCAGACUGCCAGCAGCGGCUCCUUGUCGCUGAGCACAUCACUCUGAGCAAGCGUCUGCACACCUCUGUCUCCAUCCUGCUGGAGAUAUCACAGGAAUGCUGCUGGCUUUCAUUGCACCACGUAAGUAAUGUCUGCGGAUGAGAGAUAAGAGGAGGCAUCUUUAUAGAGAAAUCAGGAGAGUAAGAAUAAUAAAGUGGUGGGUAAAUCCACAAUUGUGCCAUGCUUCGCUCCGUUGGUAAGUGGGACUGUUUGCUCGCCAUAAGAGCAGCUGCUCCAGUCCACGUCCUGCCGUGGAGCAGGAGUUUCCCCGUGGUCAGGUGCCGGUGGCCCCGCGGCCGCUGCGGGCAGCUCCCCCCUUCACAAAGCACCUCACGAAAAUGAGCUCAGCCCGAAUGCUGAUGCCAAAAGAGUGAAAGGAUUUUUGGUUUUUACUCCUUCUGCCUAGCUAAGAUUUGGAGACAUGAGGGAUAGAGAAGAACUCCAGUUCAUACUUAAUCCAUCUUUUCCAAGCCAGCCUAGAACCGCACCGGGCAACAAUUGCUCCACUGGCUUCGUCAGCAGCUCUGUCCUCACGUCUGCCAGGAGCGGGCUCGAAUCGCGCUGAGCUUGUGGCACACACUGACACAGGAGCUGCCCGCAGGAUGUUUCCAGCCCCGCUCACAGUGCAGAAGCCCACCCCUCCCCGGCAGAGCACCUUUCACUGCGCGGCAGGGCGAUGUUUAAAGCCCUAUUGCGUUAUUUUACGCUCUCCAUAAAAAGAAAGAAAUCCUUUGUGAACCACUGGGCAGCCCCAGAUCACACGUGAAGAACCUUCCAUCCCCGUCCAUUAAGAGAUCGCUCCACAUCACCGUGUCUCACAGCAGAGUGUUCUGGAAUUGUUAUUUCAGCAGUGGAGAGACUUAAAGGUUAAUCUCUCCGUCUCUGAUCUUUCCACAGAGUUCUUACAUCAUUCUUCAUACAUCAUUCCAGAAUCCAACUUCGUACACGCUUUUUCAUCUUACAUACUCCGGCAUCAGCAGCUUGUAUGAAACCUGCUUAUUCAACUCAAAAUAAAACGAAAAUAAAUUAAUGAGAGAUAAAGAGCUCUUUGAUGCAAUAACCUUUAAUGAUUUCUUCCUGGUAUAUAAUUUAGGACAGUGUUUUUCCUGGCUUAAUGUUGUAAAGUUUGCAUCAUAAACAAAAAGCUGAUGAUUCAUAAAACAUUAUUGCUAAUGUAUUUCUGAAAUAAGCAAGAGACAUGUAAAGUAUCUUCCUUGUCUACUGGGAAUCUUGAAAGGAAACUUCCCUUUGAGAAAUUAUUCUUGGCACCAAUCGGUAGAGUAGCCAGCCUUAUGGGAACGGGAGCCGGCGGUGACACCCACUGUGGAAGGUAUAAAUAGAGUGCCGUGGCAGCGGACAAGCUGCAGUCUGAUUCAAUAUCAAGCUGUGCGUCUCGCUUUGGGCUUCUGCUUGCAUUUCCAGCUGCUGUCGCGAUGAGUUGCAACAUUAAGGAGACGAUUACUGUGUCUAGCAAAGGCAGGAGCAGUGGUGGCAGCUGUAUCAUUGGUGGUGGUGGUGGAGCACGGAUUUCUUCCUAUGCGAUAGGCAGUGGCAGAGGUUUUUCUGGAAGGAGUUACUGCGGUGGAGUGAAUUAUGGAGGGGGACUGAGUGUCGGUAGCUUGGCUGGUGGGAGCUAUGGAGGUGGCAGCUGCUAUGGCGGCGGCCUUGGUUUUGGCGGCGUGGUUGUCGGUGGUCUUGGUGGCGACUGCUUGCUUUCAUCCUGCGAUGAGAAAGUGACCAUGCAAAAUCUCAAUGACCGCCUGGCAUCCUACCUGGACAAGGUGAAGUGCUUGGAGAAGGAAAAUGCAGAGCUAGAAUGCAGAAUCAGAGAGUGGUACGCUACACAGGGCCUCUCCUGCGAGCCCCGGGACUACAGCUGCUAUUACAAAGAAAUUGAAGAUCUUCAGAAUCAGAUUGUCUGUGCAACCAUUGAUAACAACAAGAUCAUUCUGGACAUCGACAACAGCCGGAUGGCCGCUGAUGACUUCCGUGUGAAGUACGAGACGGAGCUGGCCCUUCGCCAGAGCGUGGAGGCUGACAUCAACGGGCUGCGCCAGGUCCUGGACCAGCUGACGCUCGAGGUGGAGACGUGCAACAACCAGGUCACCGAGCUGAGGCGCCAGCUGCAGGCCCUGGAGAUCGACCUGCAGGCUCAGCUCAGCCAGAGGAAUAAUCUAGAAUCCUCGCUGGCUGAGACGGAGUGCCAGUACAACACACUCCUCGGUGAGCUACAGACCCAGAUCACGUGCGUGGAGCAGCAGUUGGCGGAAAUAAGAGCAGAAAUAGAGUGCCAGAACCAGGAGUACAAGACCUUACUGGACGUCAAGUGCCGCCUGGAGCAGGAGAUUCAGACCUACCGCUGCUUGUUGGAAGGAGGACAGCAGGACCUCAUUCACGGAGGAGGAAUCGGAGUAGGGAGCGGUGUCGGAGGAGGAGUCAUUAGGACAAGCCACACCUACACUACAACCACAGCAUCCCACUGCCAGCCACAAGUCCCGCCCUGCAAGACCGGGGACAUACAGGUGACCUGCAGGAGAAUCUGUGAUUGAGGACAGACGGACAAGAAGAUGACACACAGAGAAACCCACAGACAAAACAAGAACACGCGAUGUUCCCUGCACGUCUCCACGCAGACAAAGUAGAAUUCAGCGACGCUUUGCCAUGUAUCUCACGGGGCCUCCUGGGGGUCUCCUUUUUCUCGUUCUGCUGCUUCUGUAACGCUGCGAUCUCUAGAAGUUACUUGAGUUAGUCAGGAUCGCUAUGUACCUGCCGGUGAAAAACCUUCUCUAAUAAAACUGUGCUUCUGCCUGAUGCAAUCAACAAA
Messenger RNA from Numida meleagris (helmeted guineafowl), 5587 nucleotides. Its product is annotated as keratin, type I cytoskeletal 14-like. The record is from RefSeq and is a predicted model, not a curated record. The coding region runs from base 4197 to 5312 and encodes 371 amino acids. NCBI's taxonomy places the organism in Eukaryota, Metazoa, Chordata, Aves, Galliformes, Numididae. The transcript is spliced from 7 exons. Gene Ontology annotation, molecular function: structural molecule activity.